Messenger RNA from Cyprinodon tularosa, 2217 nucleotides. RefSeq lists its product as uncharacterized. The record is from RefSeq and is a predicted model, not a curated record. The coding region runs from base 184 to 2217 and encodes 677 amino acids. The transcript has a single exon. NCBI's taxonomy places the organism in Eukaryota, Metazoa, Chordata, Actinopteri, Cyprinodontiformes, Cyprinodontidae.
CAUCAUGGCGUGAUCCAUCCGCAGAAGGGUAAGUUGAGGGUCGUCUUUGAUUGCACCUCUUCUUUCCAAGGGAAGUCAUUGAAUGAGGAGUUGUUACAGGGGCCGGACCUCACGAACAGUCUGGUUGGAGUCCUGACAAGAUUUCGCCUUGAUUACAUUGCACUCAUCUCAGACAUAGAGGCAAUGUAUCACCAGGUGAGAGUCCCUGACGAAGAUUCUGAUCUUUUGCGAUUCCUCUGGUGGCCAGAGGGAGAUCUGAACCAGCCUCUGCGUGAGUACAAGAUGGUUGUGCACCUGUUCGGGGCCAAGUCUAGUCCAAGCUGUGCUAAUUAUGCCUUGCGCCGGACUGCAGAGGAUGGGAAAGAUAGGUCGUCACCUGAGGCAGUAACCACGAUUCUUGAGCACUUUUAUGUAGAUGACUGCCUUGUCUCAGUGUCUGACAAGAAGAAGGCUAUUUCCUUAACCAAAGACCUCAUUGCACUCUGCAAAAGUGGAGGAUUCCAUUUGGCUAAAUGGUCUAGCAACAGCCGUGAAGUAUUGUCAUCACUUCCCGAACAUGAGCGUGCGAAGGAGAUCAAGAAUCUAGAUCUAGACAGGGAUGAGUUACCCAUGGAGAGGGCGCUUGGAGUGGACUGGUGCAUAGAAUCAGAUUCUUUCAAGUUCCGCAUUCUUGUGAAGAACAUGCCUGUCACCAGAAGGGGUAUCCUAUCAGUCGUAAGCUCAAUUUACGACCCCCUUGGCUUCCUGUCGCCGUUCAUCCUUAUGGCUAAGAUCAUUGUGCAAAAUCUCUGUCGGUUGAAACUUACCUGGGACGAUGACAUUCCUGAAGAAAUUGCGAACAGAUGGUUUGCCUGGCUGUCUGACUUGAGCCGGUUCGCCAGCUUCUCUGUCAAGAGGUGCAUUAAACCGGAGGGAUUUGGUUCAGUAGUGUCAGCACAGCUACACCAUUUUUCUGACGCUAGCGAGAAGGGCUAUGGAGUCGUCAGCUACGUUCGCAUUGAGAACAGCCAUGGUCAAAUCCAUUGCUCGUUUCUGCUAGGAAAAUCUAGAGUGACGCCGCUCAAGCCAGUUACUGUCCCACGUCUUGAGCUGGCUGCAGCUACCAUCGCGGUGAAAAUGGACAAGCUCAUGAAGCAAGAAUUUCGAAUGGACCUCAAGGAGUCUGUGCUAUGGACAGAUAGCACCACUGUCCUCCGAUAUAUUGACAAUGAUUGCGCUCGUUUCAAAACCUUCGUAGCGAAUAGAGUGUCGACAAUCAGAGAGAACUCAAGGCCAGCACAGUGGAGAUAUGUCAGUACAUCUUCUAAUCCAGCUGACCACGCAUCACGAGGAAUGAAUGCAGAGCAUUUCAUGGAGUGUCAGAGCUGGAUUGAAGGACCUGACUUCCUUGCCAAGGACGAGUCUCACUGGCCGGUCCUCUCAGAGUUCUCAAGAGAGAUAAGUGAUGAUGAUGCCGAGGUGAAGCACAAGAUCACUGUGAACCUCAUCGACGCCGUCAACUCAAGCACAGACCCUCUCUUCAAGCUGAUUCAUCAUUAUUCUAACUGGCACAGUCUAAGGAAGGCCGUUGCCUGGAUGUUGAGGCUGAAGGAGCUGCUUAGAAAUCUGUGUGAACAAAGGAAGAUCUUUAAGUCUCAAACCCAGUCUCAAGGUAAUCAAACUGUGAAACCUAAGAUCGUUGACGACCACAUGCAGAAGUGGAAAUCUGGCCUGAAAGGAACCCAUCUGACCGUCGAGGACAUCAGGAGAUCGGAAACUGCCAUCAUUCAGUUCAGCCAGAGACAAACUUUUCAUAAAGAGCUUUGUGCACUGCAGAAGGGUGAUAAGGUCAAGAGAAGCAGUUUCAUCGUGAGAUUGGACCCGUUCCUCCAAGAUGGUGUCCUCCGGGUUGGUGGAAGACUGCAUCAGGCAGCCUUGCCGGAACACACAAGGCAUCCGGCUAUUCUAGCCAAGAAUAAUCAUGUCACAACUCUGAUCAUCAGGAACGCACAUGAGGAGACUGGGCAUGGAGGGAGGAACCACACCCUCGCUCGACUGAGAGAAAGAGUCUGGAUAUGCAAAGGGAAUGCAGCAGUGAGAAGUGUGCUUUCAAGGUGCGUGAAAUGCCGAAAGAGUCAAACUGCAGUUGGUGAACAGCUCUGCUGCAAAGAGGAGUUACCUGGAUUUUCAACCCGCCUGCUGGGUCGCACCACGGCGGAAUCUGGGAGCGCCAAAUAA